Molecule: messenger RNA, 1432 nt
Organism: Lentinula edodes (shiitake mushroom)
Lineage: Eukaryota; Fungi; Basidiomycota; Agaricomycetes; Agaricales; Omphalotaceae
Exons: 6
Coding region: 424-1209 (261 amino acids)
Source: RefSeq, a predicted model, not a curated record
CGUGUAGGGUUCAAUUGACAUCACAGGCGAAGGAAGUGGGCGGAGCAGAGCGACGCCCCGAGCGUAAUUAAGCUGUGCAUUGCACGGGUUACUGCUAGUGAUAUGUACAUAAUUACUAAAAACCGAACUACAUACCAUUGGUCGGUACUAGUGCAAUGUCACGCAAUUACUAUUGAGGGGCUCUUAUAGAUCUAGACUUAGUGGGUAGAAUGGUAAAGUUGGAGAAAGGAAAACCGGCGUAUCCAGUAUCUAUGUUUCCCUCUUAUUUAAAACGUUCUCAUGCAUUUAUUCACUACGAAUUCAUGGGAUUCUAUCGGUCUCAAUUCCUAUAGACUUACAUUCUCCAAUUCAGUGGCAUUUAUUCCUUGACAACGCGCUCACUCCCUCAAGCUCAUCAUUUUGGGAAGAGUAGCCAGCCACGUCAUGCGAUCUCAUUUCACUGUUGUUACCUCCGUUGCUCUUUUCCUGACCUCCUUGACAAAUGGGGUGUCAGUUGGUGACCUUCCUGCCGCAAUAACUGGAACAUACAAUGUCUCCUUUCUUCUAGCGGAAGUACCAAUUGCUCUUGCUCAGUCGUUCGUUCCCACUUCGUACACCCUCCUUCCUCCCAACGAAACUUUCUUUCCCGGUAUCACCGACGGAAAUGUCCCUCUUUUCUUAGAGCUAGGGCGGGAAGCAAAUGCUGGCCCCCCCUUGCUCAACUUCGAGAAUUUCCAAGAAGCCAAGCUUGAAGUUCCCAAUGUUCAGCGACUCAGCGAUUCUGAGAUUCCGUUCCUGUACAAAAGGUGGAUCGCCGUGGACAACCAGCUCGAUGUUUUUGGCUCAUUGACGGAUUUUGGUUUGAAUACCUCCUUCAAUUCAUUCUCUCCAGCAAAUAGCAGCAAUUCGACUGUGUACGAUUAUUCCAUUGUGAGUGCUAUUGAUGCGACACUUGAACCGUUACUUGAAGGCGAAAACUUGAGAUGGCCUUUGGAGACGUAUGAGCGUAUUGGUGGAAUGCCCUGGUUUGCGGAAUAUCUCACCUGUGCACAACAUUUCUACAAUUGGACGGCGCAGGACGGAACAUCUUUUCUUCGUGGAAAUAUUACUCUUCAUCCCCCAUAUGCAGGCCCUGGAGUUUUCAAUCCAGUCACAUAUCCAGUUCAAGGCAUAAACGGCGUGUUUGAAUUCAAGAUCGUGGGUCCUUUGAUUUGCGAGGAGUUUGUUUAGUACAAUGUCAGGUUACCCAUGGGCCAUUAGAGGGUAUACAGUACAUGGAUACCCUGUAAAAUUCAUUGUAUUCUGAUCAUUCUGGGAUGGGAUGUACAGAUAUACCACCUUCUGUGACACCAUAUACGAGAUUAGGAUACGUCUUCGAAGACAUCGCAGGUACAUACUAUAGUAAUUGGCCCGAAUAAGCCGACCUAACUUGAAUACACACUUUUUACACGUC